Messenger RNA from Suillus subaureus, 1023 nucleotides. RefSeq lists its product as uncharacterized. The record is from RefSeq and is a predicted model, not a curated record. Bases 1 to 1023 code for a protein of 340 amino acids. The transcript has 5 exons. Lineage: Eukaryota; Fungi; Basidiomycota; Agaricomycetes; Boletales; Suillaceae.
AUGGCACCUCCCCUCUCUCCUCGCUGUACACAUGUCAAAAAUGCCACACAACACCCUGGGCUUGUGCUUCUUGAAGCCCAGAUCAAGGAGGAUAAACAGCAUGCCAAGGAUGCACAGGACACACAGGAAGCUGAUUUGCAGUGUGGAAUUGAUCAUAUUGCAAGCAUUGAGGCUGUCAUGGAGUUGGAGCAGGGCAUCCAGGUGACUGAAAAAGUGAAGCCAGUAAAGCCUCAUGCUAGGCCAGUCAAGAAAAAGACAGAUAGGGUAGGUGCAGCUAGUGAACUUACCUCUGGGAGUCUGCCUGUGCCUCCAGCACUGGCUCAGAGUCAAGGUGGCAUGAAGGGCCAGGAUGCUGGUGAUAAGAUCAAGAAGGUGCAUGAGGCAAUUGGUGCUACAAUCCUUGGUAGUGAUCAUAGUAAAAAAUUCGGUUUGACAGGAAAGGUCAACAACUGGUGCACUCAUGUGGAACCUGAAACCAAGUCAAAAGUGUCCCCUGUUGUGAGACCUGAAACUGAACCUUCAGGUGGCUCUGUUUUGUCAGUGACAACUCUAAAGACAAGUCAGACUGUGGCAACCAUGGUCUCACUUGCAAAAGACCCACCCCUUUCCUUGAUAGAUUUGUCAGACAAUUCCAUAUCAGACAAUGGCAAGGAUGGAGGCAAUGAAGAAGAUGGAGAUGGGGACAAUGAAGACUUUGAAAAGCACCUGUCUACUAAUGUAAAAGGGAAGGUGGGAAUGAAGUCUAUCAUACAGAUCACUGAGAGUUCAGAUGACAGAUUGUCCAACAUUCCCAUAUCCACACCAUUUAAUCUACUGCCGUUUAGUCAACAAGCUGACAUAGUAAGAUUUGCUCUGGAGCAGGCCUGGCAACCUUGUGCAGUCUUGUCCAUGAAGAGAAUAAUUGAGGAAGCUGGGUUGAUAGGCUCCUCCAAAGUGUUAAGGUCGCAUGCUCAAGGGGGUUGGAUCACAAGGGCUUGGCCUCAGCUUGUAUGCUGUGCCCCUUUCCCGAGUAUGUGCCCUUAA